GCGAGGCGAGCGUGCGACAUGGCGGUGGCGGACGCGGUGGCGCAGCGGCUGCGCGAGCUGCUGACUCCCGGCGGCUUCGAGUGUCACCCGUUCAAGAUUGGUUGGUAUAAUGCCAUCCUGCAGCCCACCUUCCACCUCAAAUACCCAGAUGACACUUUGGCUUUUGUUGUCCUCAGCACACCGCAGAUGUAUGAGAAGUCCUUUAAGCCAUUCAUUAUUAGCAAGCAAUUCGCGGGUGUCCGAGACCCCAUCGAUGAAUGUGUCGCUCAAUAUUUUUUUCUCGUGAAAGAGAAUCUUUCUGAGCAGAGGAUAGAAGCUAUCCAUGACUUUGAAAUACUUCCAAAUCGUAGACCAAAGGUUCUGGUGCAAACGGCAGCACAUGUGGCUGGAGCAGCCUAUUAUUAUCAGAAAAAUAAUGUAAAGAAAAACCCCUGGGGAGAAAAGAAAAUCUAUGGUGUAUGUAUUCAUCCUCGUUACGGUGGCUGGUUUGCAAUAAGAGGAGUCCUCAUAUUUCAGGAUCUGCAGAUUCCGUCUCUUGAGCAGAGGCCACCUGUAGAUUGUGUUUCAACAAAGGAGAAAAUAAUCGAACUGCUGGAAAGAUUUAAUUUCCACUGGAGGGACUGGACUUACCGAGAUAUCAUCGAGGUGGAGGAGAGAUACUCUGAAGACCAGAAGCAAUACUUUGCUACACCUCCUUCGAAAAGGCUGGAACUACUUGGACUGAAAAAUAAUUGUCUUUCAUAUUGAGUUGUGAAAGGAAGAUGUAUUGAGGGAUAUGGGGCAAGGGCGGGUAAUUGGACUUGAGGUACAGAUC
Molecule: messenger RNA, 814 nt
Organism: Callorhinchus milii (elephant shark)
Lineage: Eukaryota; Metazoa; Chordata; Chondrichthyes; Chimaeriformes; Callorhinchidae
Gene: mmachc
Product: metabolism of cobalamin associated C
Exons: 4
Coding region: 19-747 (242 amino acids)
Biological process (GO): cobalamin metabolic process
Cellular component (GO): cytoplasm
Molecular function (GO): cyanocobalamin reductase (cyanide-eliminating) (NADP+) activity; demethylase activity; FAD binding
Source: RefSeq, a predicted model, not a curated record